This is a messenger RNA of Plectropomus leopardus (leopard coralgrouper), 532 nucleotides long. The record is from RefSeq and is a predicted model, not a curated record. NCBI's taxonomy places the organism in Eukaryota, Metazoa, Chordata, Actinopteri, Perciformes, Serranidae.
CCUGACUCCCCUGCAGGGUUGUUGUCUGACCUGCUGCGUCUCUCUCUGACAGCGGUAUCAAACCUGGAUGUGGAGAGUAAGCUGACGGCACAUUACCAAGCUCCCUGGCACCAGCAGAGGAACGUGUUCCACCCCUCCACACGGCCAGCAUGUGUAGUCGACCUCCACAGGCAAGCCAACCUCAGCCUGUGGGCCCUGCACCGAGAUCACCUGAGGAGACGAUCCGGCAGCAGGGAGCGGAGAGUAACCAUCUCGAUCUCUGCGGUGCCCCCCAUGCCCAUGUACCCCUCCCCAAAUAUCGCCCAGAGGAAAGAAACGAGGAGCUCCAAUCUGACAACGUUUGAAUCCACCCGCUCCUCCUCCCCCACCGAAUGUUGCCGAUUCUCUCCCUGGAGCAGAAAGGUAGUGGUUCCUCCCUCCCUCCCCCCCUCCCGGCUCCUGCGUGCUCCUUCUAAAACUUUAUUUCACAACUUCUUACCUGUUCGUGUUUGUUUCACUCUUAAUUAACAUAACUAGUCUCUUUCUAAUGCAU